This is a messenger RNA of Punica granatum (pomegranate), 3243 nucleotides long. Lineage: Eukaryota; Viridiplantae; Streptophyta; Magnoliopsida; Myrtales; Lythraceae. The record is from RefSeq and is a predicted model, not a curated record.
UCUUCCUCCUUACAUCUCUCUCUCUCUCUCUCGCUGACAGUCACACACUCUGCAAGCAACCGCUCCAUCAAAGCAGCAGCAGAUCACACUGAUACCCAAAACUCUCUCUCUCUCUCUCUCGCAUUUCAAACGGAGCUCUGAGCAGAAGUCCAAGCUCCAUCGGUUCGGCGGCAUAUCGCCCGGUGUGAGUGUGAUCGAGUCCAGUCCGUACUUCUUCGGGUAGCACUAACUAAAAUGGAUCGUCGCGGUUGGCCAUGGAAGAAAAAAUCAUCUGAGAAAAACUUGACUGAGAAACCGGUGUCCCCAUCCGAUUCUGCUGGGAUGUCUUUGGCCAGAGCGAUGUCUCUAGGAAACCAGGAUUGCAAAAAAGUUAACUAUGUUCAGAUAUCUCUGGAUUCAUUUAAGCAUCUGAGCGGUUUGGAAGAACUAGUCAGUGCAUUGGAAAAUCAAGUAAAUACAUUGGAGAAUCAAGUGAAGGAUUUAGAGGGAAAGUUAUCGACUGCUCAUUUGGAGUUAUCUACCAAGGAAAAUCUCGUCAAGCAGCAUGCAAAAGUUGCCGAAGAAGCGGUUUCAGGAUGGGAAAACGCAGAUGCAGAAGUUCAUGCUCUGAAACAGGAGCUUGAAUCGGUCACUUUAUUUAAACUUGUUGCUGAAGACAGAGUAUCCCACCUAGAUGGUGCUCUCAAAGAGUGCACGAGGCAGAUAAGAAAUGUGAAGGAGGAAAGCGAGCUGCAACUGCAACAAACCAUUCUUGCCAAAACGAAGCAGUGGGACCAAUUGAAACUUGAUUUUGAAGCAAAAAUGGUUGAAUUGGAUCGUGCUCUUCUUCAAGCAGGUGUGGAGAAUGCUGCUCUUUCACGAUCUUUACAAGAGCAUUUCAACACAAUAAUGACCACAAAGGAAGAAAAAUCAAAGGCUGAGGCAGAGGUGGAGCUGCUUAAAGCAAACAUUCAGUUGCGUGAUAAGGAGAUUAACUCACUGAAAUAUGAACUCCAUGUGGUAUCUGAGGAACUUGAUAUUCGAAAUCAAGAGAAAAACAUGAAUCUUAAAGCGGCAGAGGCUGCUAACAAGCAACACUUGGAGAAUGUCGGGAGAAUCACGAAACUGGAAGCAGAAUGCCAGAGGCUACGUGGUCUUGUUCGGAAGAAGUUGCCUGGUCCUGCUGCAUUGGCUCGAAUGAAGUUAGAGGCCAAGAUUUUCAGCCAAGACUGGAAUGAACCAUCAUUAUUGAGAAAUUCAAUGAAGUAUCCCGUUGCUUCAUUAUCUUCAAAAUCACAUCUCACCAAUGAUGACCUGAAACAGUGCCACAAAGAGUCGGAGUUUCAAGGGAAACGUUUCUUGGAAAUGGAGGAAGAAAUAAAGACUCUAAAAGAAGCCUUGGGUGCUCGUAAUACGGAACUGCAAGUUUCAAGAAGCAUGUAUGCCAAAACAAUGAGCAGAGUGAAGAUCUUGGAAGCUCAAAUUCUAGCACCUAAUCAACAGGCUAAGUCGUCAGGUUCUGGGGUACAAAUUGAAGGCUUUUCAAGGGAAGUUGUGAAUACUCCACCAAGUGUUACUUCCAUUUCUGAGGAUGGAAUUGAUGAAGGAAGCUCUACUGGAUCUUGGGGUCCAUUAAUCUCUGAUAUCUCUCAGCUGUGGAAGGAUAAGAGUAUGGACAAAUCUUCCAAGUCGUCUUCAGCGAAUCCCUUGGAAUUAAUGGACGACUUCCUCGAAAUGGAGAAACUAGCUUGUUCAUCAGCGGACUCAGUGUUGAGCACAACAGGGCUGGAUAGCAGCAAAUGUGCAAGAGAUACUGCAUCAGUGGAUGCUAUCAAGAAUGUUAAUCCAACAGCAAAUCAAAAUUCAUCACCAGUCAAAAUUGAGCUUCAAUCAGUGCAUUCCCGCUUCUCAGAACUGCUUCCCAGAAUCUGCACAAUGGUUGACCGUCAAACUCUAGAGGUUGAUGUUAAAGAGCUUUUGGAGGAUGUCAAACAAGCUCUGGGCCCAGAUGCUCUGCACCUGCCUUCAGAGAGUCAAAUUUCUAAAGAAGCUUGUACUCGGGAUCCCAUGAAAAUGAUAGAGUCUGAGGUCUCAUUAGCUGAUUGCCAUCCUAAUAUCAGCACCGACAUCAUUACAAACAAAGAGCUUGGUGCAGCAGUUUCACAGAUACAUCAGUUCGUAUUAUCACUAGGAAGGGAAGCUGCUAAAUCACACGGCACAUCCUGCUCCAAUAGAUGUUUAGCCGAAAAAGCAUUACAAGAUUUCACUGCUUCAGUUGAGAAGUUCAGAAGCAACAGCUCAAGCUUGGUCAAUUUUGUUCUUGAGCUUUCAUCUAUUCUCACUGAAGCUCGUGAAAUUGAUUCUGGUAUUUCAGACUAUGCUGAUCAUGAUGAAGAUCCUAGUAGCGGUGAUUGCAUAGACAAGGUCCCCCUGUUGGAAAGGAAGGUAAUUCAAGAUGAGUCAUCUGAAUCAGGCAAGACCCCUUAUUCUCCUUGUGAGCUGAUGCUUCAGGACCUCGAUGGCACAAAGCUUCAGUUGCAAGAGACUGAGCAGGUUCUGGCUUCCCUGAAAUCACAAAUGGAAUCAUCACAGAGAGAUCAUAGCUUGGCAGAGGUUCAGCUAAAAUGUAUGACAGAAUCUUACAAAUUACUUGAAGCGCGUGCCCGCGAUUUAGAAGCUGAAGUGAAAGUUCUACAUGACAAGGCGGAGAAGCUAGAAAAUGAGCUUCUUGAAGAAAAGCACCAGCAUCGGGGUACUCUAGCUACAGUCGAGGACCUUCAGCAGAAAUUCAAGAGGGAAUUCAAGUGUUCGGUCUGUUCAUUGUCUACUGCAGCUGAAUCUCACUUCAAAACCAAACAGGAGAGGGAGAUAGCGAUAGCAGCAGAGAAACUUGCUGAGUGUCAAGAGACGAUAUACCUCCUGAGCAGGCAAUUGCAGGCCUUGCGUUCGCCUUCAGACACAAAGGGCCUACAAGCCAAUGAAGGGAACCUUGUCGAAGAUGGAACGAGCCUCUCACGAUAGAUGUAAACUACAGCUUUGCCCAUCAUAAUACACCUACAACACCGUAUAGUCCUAGUAGAAAUCAGAUAUGGUCUGAAAGGGGAUCGCCUCAGUCCCCAAAACAUCAGAUUGCUUCUUGAAGGUUUGAUGUUUGUUGACAUUGAGCACAUCAACGGAUCACGUGUAUCAGCAUUCUUAUCUUUUUGAGGACUUGAGUCUGGGAAAAACGAUCGAAAGUGAGGCGCAGUGACGUAGUUUUUUCUC